This is a messenger RNA of Bactrocera latifrons, 2745 nucleotides long. RefSeq lists its product as uncharacterized. The record is from RefSeq and is a predicted model, not a curated record. Bases 1 to 2745 code for a protein of 914 amino acids. The transcript has 8 exons. Gene Ontology annotation, cellular component: membrane. Gene Ontology annotation, biological process: adenylate cyclase-activating adrenergic receptor signaling pathway. Gene Ontology annotation, molecular function: G protein-coupled receptor activity. NCBI's taxonomy places the organism in Eukaryota, Metazoa, Arthropoda, Insecta, Diptera, Tephritidae.
AUGUUGCAUGUGGCCAUACAACGCUUGGCUUCAGCUGACGCUGCUAAGGCGGCGGCGGCAGCGGCAGCGGCGCUCCCGUCAACAUCGUCCGCCGCCGCACCCGCAACGACGUUCGACAGCGCCAGCGCCGAGCAGUUGUGGAACAGUAAUAUAUUCAAUGAUGACGGCAGUGGCGAGGAGUUGUACGAAGCGUCUGGCUUUGCGGUGUUGUGGAGCACCGACAGCAACAACAACAAUGUCACAUUUAAUACCACAGAAUUUGUAAUGGCUUCCGCAAAUGGUAUACUUCUGCGUACGAUCACUUCGUUGCAAGACGUCACGACGGUGGCGACAGACUUCGUUGACCAUAACUUUGAUCCGUAUGAAACGCACGAGGACAACUAUUGGGGUUUGCUGGCGCUGGUUUUGGUCUUCGCCACUGCCGCCGGCAAUAUUCUCGUCUGUUUGGCGAUCUAUUUGGAGCGGCGCUUGCAGAACGUGACCAACUAUUUUCUCAUGUCGCUGGCGAUCACUGAUCUUAUGGUGGCGGUGCUGGUGAUGCCGCUCGGCAUAUUGACGCUGGUGAAGGGUUAUUUUCCGCUCAGCUCGUUGUGGUGUCUCGCUUGGAUUUGUCUGGACGUGCUCUUCUGCACGGCGAGUAUAAUGCAUCUCUGCACCAUUUCCGUGGAUCGGUUCUUUUCGCUGGCGUUUCCCAUGCGUUUUGGUCGGAAUAAGACAAGUCGGCGUGUUUUUUUGAAAAUCGGUCUGGUAUGGUUCCUAUCGGUAGCAACGAGUUUGCCGUUAUGCUUAAUGUACUCGCAGAAUCACGCUUCGGUGUUAAUUAACGGUACUUGUCAGAUACCGGAUCCUAUUUACAAAUUAGUUGGAUCGAUAAUUUGCUUUUACAUUCCACUCUUCGUUAUGCUACUCACAUAUUGUUUGACCAUACGCCUCUUGGCGAAGAAAAGUCAUAACCUUGGCGGCAUGUGUCAACCGCAACCGCCCGGCUGGGCGAGCACUUGGCUUGGACAAAGCAGCGCGUUCGAACGCCGUCGCACAUGGCGACGUUUCCUCAGACCGAGCUCGACCGCAGUGACACAAUCGGCGCAAUCGGCCAACUCCACCGACACCGAGUUGUCCACGCUGGACACACACGAACUGUGGCUAGCCGAAUCAAACACUACGGAGCCGACAGCGACCACCAUGACGGCGCUGCAGCAAUUCGGUGCCGAAAUGUUGAAGCUGUCGCGUGGCCUGGAAUCAGUGGCUUCCUCUUCAACUACCUGCUCGCCAACCAAAUCCGAAUUUUCAUCAACAAAUCACUUCACCAGCUGUAGUCCGCAGCACUACUCGGCCAACAAGCAGUCCAAUCAACAGCAGCAGCAUGUGAGUGGGGAGCAUUUACAAAUACCCACAGCGGCGCUUGCGGCCGGCACGGCGAAUAGUACGCUGCUGCUGCGCGGCACAAGUUUGCGUCGGAGCGCGCGCAGAGGACGUAAAAGAUCGCUUUCGCCGUCUUGCAAACCGCAACAAAUGACUUCUAAAAAUCGGCGCCGCUAUUCCACAGCCACGCAGGGGGCACGCGAAGUGCGCGCCGAUACGCCACCACCACAGCGACGCAAUCGUUUCAACAGUUUGCCGAAAAAUGCGCUGCUCUUCCUUUCUCGCCAAUCCAGUCAAGCGACAAGCAGCACAGACGUCAAUGGCACACCCGCGAAAGGACAUUCCGACACGGAGUUGGAGCAAAACGGCAAAGCGCAAUGUCAGCGCAGCAACGAUAAACAAGCAGAGCUGCCACCUAUCUGCACAUGUCGUUACUUUGGCGAUCGACCGCUGCAGAAUUGUGUCAAACCGACCGAGGUGAAAAUUAUACCCACCACAUUCAAGGUGACCAAUGUAAUGGAAAUUGAAAAUUUACUAAAUCCACCGGAAGAAGAAUUGACUAGCAUAUUGGUUACUAGCAAUAGCAGUGGUAACGGCAACGCUGUUACACAUCUGAGUCCCAACACAGCGGAACGCAUGAACAACAAACACAGUGCUAGUUCACUAACUGUACACUCCAGUGAUGGCAGCACGCCGAGUAGUUACUUGAGUGUCGCAGCUCAGCCGGGUACACCGUGCCCCGGCCGGCGUAAACUCAGUAUUUCGAAAACUGCAUCGGUUAUCACYUGGGAUGCGAGUCGUCAUCGCAGACGCGGUUCUAGCUUCGGCAGUGCACGCACAACGCUGCUGGUGACACCAACCAAAACCGGCACGGUACUCACGAGCUCCUCCUCAGCAACACCGCUACGCCGUUCCGCCACGCUACGCAGUCACAACAACAUGAAUUAUCUACAAGCGGGCCGAUUGCGUACAAAAUCCAGCACACCACAUUCUUCACCAUGCCUACUGCAACGCAACCAAACCGUACGCUCACAUCAUUCACGUAACUCUAGCGUGAUUUCACGCAACUCCUCAAGACACGGCCGUAUUAUUAAACUCGAACAGAAGGCGACCAAAGUGCUGGGUGUGGUAUUCUUCACGUGCUUCACGUUCGUCAUACUUUGGUCACCAUUCUUUGUGCUCAAUUUGCUGCCGACAAUAUGCGGUGAUUGUGAGAAUCGUAUAGCGCACUGGGUCUUCGAUGUAGUCACCUGGCUGGGCUAUGCCUCGUCCAUGGUGAAUCCCAUCUUCUACACCACCUUCAACGAGGUGUUUCGUAAGGCCUUCAAGAAGGUGCUCACUUGCCAAUACUCGACUACGACCAAUUGGAAUCCGAGCAUGUAG